AAGAAUGAUUCCAAUGACUCCAUCGUGAUGGAAAUAAUAUUCACAUCUUCUUUCACUUUCUAAAACACCAAAGCAAUCUCUUCUCAAAGCAUACAAAUUCUUUUCCUUUCCCUCCUUAACCAAAUAUUCCUUCUCCAACUCAAGCACAAUUACACCUUCAUAGCUAACUGAACCUCAAAGUUAUUUUACAUGCCAUACACAAAGUAGCCAUGUAUAUAAACUUAGACACAUCUCAUUUGACCACCAAUUAACACCCAUCUCAAUUUCAAAACCUUGACUCAUUUUCUCUUUUGCUUUGUUUAAAUGGCUUCUGCACCAGCCUUAAAACGCACAGAUUCUGUCAUAGAUAAUAUGCCUGAUGCAUUGAGGCAGAGUCGGUACCACAUGAAGAGGUGUUUUGCCAAGUACCUCGAAAAGGGUAGGAGGAUUAUGAAACAUCACCAUUUGAUGGAAGAAAUGGAACUAGUAAUAGAUGACAAAAGUGAAAGAAAUCAAGUUUUGGAGGGUAUUCUUGGCUUCAUAUUGAGCUCUACGCAGGAAGCUGUUGCUGAUCCACCGUAUGUUGCCUUUGCAAUAAGGCCUAAUCCAGGAGUUUGGGAAUUUGUAAAAGUGAGCUCUGAGGACCUUUCUGUUGAGGCUAUCACCCCCACUGACUUCCUCAAAUUCAAGGAAAGGGUAACUGAUGAAAAAUGGGCAACCGAUGAGAAUUCAUUUGAAGCAGACUUUGGAGCAUUCGAUUUCCAAAUUCCUCAACUAACCCUCUCAUCUUCAAUUGGAAAUGGACUCCAAUUUACUUCUAAGUUUUUGACUUCCAAGAUAACUGGGAAAUUGGAGAAAACACAGGCUAUAGUGGACUACUUGUUAACACUAAAUCAUCAGGGAGAAAAGUUGAUGAUAAAUGAGAGCCUGAACUCUGCUGCAAAGCUACAGAUGGCACUGGUAGUGGCUGAUGCAUUCCUCUCAGAACUUCCCAAAGACACUGCAUAUCAGAAUUUUGAGCUAAGGUUCAAGGAGUGGGGGUUCGAGAGAGGAUGGGGAGAUACUGCAGAAAGAGUGAAGGAGACAAUGAGAACUCUAUCAGAAGUACUUCAAGCACCUGACCCACUCAACUUGGAGAAAUUUUUAAGUAGAUUACCAAUAAUAUUCAAUGUAGCCAUCUUCUCAGUUCAUGGUUAUUUUGGACAAGCAGAUGUUCUUGGCUUGCCGGACACAGGUGGCCAGAUAGUUUACAUAUUGGACCAAGUCAAGUCUCUGGAAGCAGAAUUGCUUCUGAGAAUCAAGCAACAAGGGCUAAAUGUGAAACCUCAAAUUCUUGUGAUAACAAGGCUCAUACCUGAUGCUCGGGGAACCAAGUGUCACCAGGAGUUGGAACCAAUAAAUGAUACUAAACACUCCCACAUUUUACGUGUGCCUUUUCAGACAGAUAAAGGAAUACUUCAUCAGUGGGUUUCUCGCUUUGAUAUUUACCCCUAUCUUGAGAGGUUUACUCAGGAUGCAACAACCAAGAUUCUUGAGUUCAUGGAAGGGAAACCAGAUCUUGUUAUUGGAAAUUACACAGAUGGAAAUUUGGUAGCAUCACUAAUGGCUAGAAAACUUGGGAUAACUCAGGGAAUUAUAGCACAUGCUUUAGAGAAGACCAAGUAUGAAGACUCAGAUGUCAAGUGGAAAGAGUUGGAUCCCAAAUAUCACUUCUCAUGUCAAUUCAUGGCUGAUACAGUGGCAAUGAAUGCAACUGAUUUCAUCAUAACCAGUACAUACCAGGAAAUUGCUGGAAGCAAAGAUAGACCUGGACAAUAUGAAAGCCAUGCCGCAUUCACACUCCCAGGGCUGUGUAGAGUUGUUUCAGGGAUAAACGUGUUUGAUCCUAAGUUCAAUAUAGCCGCGCCAGGAGCAGACCAAUCUGUCUAUUUCCCUUACACAGAGAAAGAAAGGCUCACUCAAUUUCAGCCAGCCAUUGAGGAUCUUCUUUUUAGUAAAGUGGAUAACAAUGAGCAUAUUGGAUACCUGGCAGAUAGGAGGAAGCCAAUUAUCUUCUCAAUGGCUAGGCUUGAUGUUGUAAAGAACUUAAGCGGUUUAGUUGAAUGGUUUGGCAAGAACAAGAGAUUGAGAAAUUUGGUGAACCUUGUCAUAGUAGGGGGCUUCUUUGACCCUUCAAAAUCAAAAGACAGGGAGGAAAUGGAAGAAAUAAAAAAGAUGCAUGACUUAAUUGAUAAGUACCAACUGAAGGGUCAGUUUAGAUGGAUUGCUGCACAGACUAAUAGGUACCGCAACGGAGAGCUCUACCGUUGCAUUGCUGACACAAGAGGAGCAUUUGUGCAGCCUGCUUUGUAUGAAGCAUUUGGAUUAACUGUCAUUGAAGCAAUGAACUGUGGAUUGCCCACUUUUGCUACCAACCAAGGAGGUCCAGCAGAAAUUAUUGUUGAUGGGGUCUCUGGCUUCCACAUUGAUCCCCUCAAUGGCGAUGAAUCAAGCAAAAAAAUUUCUGAUUUCUUUGAAAAAUGCAAAAUGGACCCCUCACAAUGGAAUGUGAUUUCUGCAGCCGGAUUGCAGCGCAUAAAUGAAUGCUAUACCUGGAAAAUUUACGCAAACAAGAUGGUAAACAUGGGGAACAUUUACACCUUUUGGAGACAAGUGAAUAAGGAGCAAAAAGAGGCAAAGCAGAGAUACAUUCAGAUGUUCUAUAAUCUUAUAUUCAAGAAUUUGGUUAAGACUGUACCUGUUCCAAGUGAUGAACCUCAACAAGCAGUGACCAAACAGCCGAGUCUUAAAUCUCAGAGCACAAGACGUUCACAGUCCAGACUGCAAAGGUUAUUCGGAAAUUAAUAUCUCAACCACAAAGCACAUGUUAUGACUCUGGAUGUAAUGGAUCUUUUCUCUUAUGUGUACACCUUAUAUUUUAUUUUUUAUUUUUUUGCUAUUCAUCAAAAGAAGAAGUUCUGCUAUUGUUGAACUACUACAAUUAUUUUAUGUGAUCAAUAAAAUGGCUUAUGCGAGGAAAUUCAAAACGAA
Messenger RNA from Vigna umbellata (rice bean), 3009 nucleotides. Its product is annotated as sucrose synthase 7-like. NCBI's taxonomy places the organism in Eukaryota, Viridiplantae, Streptophyta, Magnoliopsida, Fabales, Fabaceae. Gene Ontology annotation, molecular function: sucrose synthase activity. Gene Ontology annotation, biological process: sucrose metabolic process. The record is from RefSeq and is a predicted model, not a curated record.